ACACUCCUCCUAUAGCCCAUGGGUAGAUGCAGAUGUAGAGAGCCGGGGCUGGGGGAGGUGUGUACCCAGCAGCACGGAGGGGAGGCGGAGAACCUGGAAUUUACAUACAGGCAGCACAGACAGAUAGGAUAGAUCGCGCAGUAGUUCAGUACAGAGAGGAGAAUCUGUCCUAUUGCUGCCGAUCAUAUACCCCUCACGGUCACCAUGGAUCAGAAGCAAGUCACCCGGCUGAUCUCUGCGCUGUGCCUGCUAUGCACACCAGGAGUGCUGGCUGAUGACUGUUCAGCAUAUGUGGGCUCUGACUAUCAGCUACAUCAGCCUCAGACCUGUAUACUGUCCUUCUGCUCUGGAACCUGCACAAAUCGGUACUGCAGUAUAAUACCUGGAUUGGCACUGGAUCAGAGCCAAUUCAUGUGUAUUCUGAACAACCUGUAUUUUGUCGUUGGAGCUGGUAUUGUAAUCUUCUUAUUAUUGGUUGUUGGAAUCAUUGCUUGUUGCUGCAAAUCACUCUGUCUGUGCUGCCAACUCUGCUCUUCACCACCUCCAAGCAGCAGAACCAUGUUGGUCACUAAUGUCAUUCCUCCACAAGCUCUGAGGCAAAUCCCAUAUUCCUCAGUACCUACAGAAUACCAGCCAUUGCCAAGCCAAAACGCCCCAUUUGGACAGCCUGAUAAAGCCUAUCUCCCCCCACCUUAUCCAGGUGAGACAAGCGGUUUAUCCAGUUACCCAACUAAAUAAGGUGGUGCAGAUAACCUGGCUUUUGCGGAAUAGCCAUAAACACUUCAUUUAUUGUCUCUGUUCCCUGCAUAGCUGACAGACACCACUGAAUCUUCAAAUCAAUAGAAAUAUAGAACCUCUAUUUUAUCUGAUUUGAUAUAUUCCCAAUGUACAUGGUUGCUGCACGGUGUCAGAUUAUUUCAGAGAAUGUACUAGUUACAUUCCUGAUCACUCUUUGAUAAAUCCAUGUUUUGGAAUGUUCAUAAAAAUGGGGGUGCAAAGUAAAUAUCUUCUUUAUCACAUUUUAACAUGGCAUGAAGUAUAGCUCUAAAAACGUUUCUGGUUUGCCUGCUGUUUAUUAGACGUAAUAUAGUAUUAGUAUAGUUAAAAGAAGAAAAAAAAGUUAACUUUCAGAUUUGGUUAAAUUAGUUUAGAUAUAAAACAGAAUCUACUGACG
This is a messenger RNA of Pseudophryne corroboree (corroboree frog), 1174 nucleotides long. Its product is annotated as protein shisa-5-like. The record is from RefSeq and is a predicted model, not a curated record. The transcript has 5 exons. Bases 205 to 738 code for a protein of 177 amino acids. NCBI's taxonomy places the organism in Eukaryota, Metazoa, Chordata, Amphibia, Anura, Myobatrachidae.